Molecule: messenger RNA, 2881 nt
Organism: Syngnathus typhle (broad-nosed pipefish)
Lineage: Eukaryota; Metazoa; Chordata; Actinopteri; Syngnathiformes; Syngnathidae
Product: gastrula zinc finger protein XlCGF26.1-like
Exons: 3
Coding region: 210-2429 (739 amino acids)
Biological process (GO): regulation of transcription by RNA polymerase II
Molecular function (GO): DNA-binding transcription factor activity; RNA polymerase II cis-regulatory region sequence-specific DNA binding
Source: RefSeq, a predicted model, not a curated record
GGGACCUCACUCAAAUGACAUCAUCAUUACGUAGCAAGAAGUAAACUCGACUGCACAUGAGCACCGAAACAGGCAUGUCGCCUUCCAUUCCGCUGCAUCAAAUAAACACGCAACUUAUGUGAUAAACUGUUACCCUUAGCUACACUACAACCGCAACGACGAGAGUGUGUCUGUUCCUACUUAGUCCUGACAGUGGUCGCAGUGUGAUAAUGUCUGCAAGUACCACAGCAACGUACGUGGAGGAAAAGGACAAUAGUCGUCAACGACUGGAAGCUCUUUGGCUGCAGCCUUAUGUUGUGUUGCGCAGAGCAGACAUCAGUGAAACUAUUCUUGCUAAGCAGCAGGAGCCAGAGUGCACUCGCAUUAAAGAGGAAGAUGUGGCCAAAGAGGUCCACCACUUCAAUGAACAAAUGGAGCAGAAGUUUCUUUGCUCUGUAAAAGAGGAGGAAGAGCCGGAGUGGCCUUGUACUAAAGAGGAGGGAGAAGACUCCUGCAACAUUAAAAAGGAGGAGGAGGAAGAUAUCUGCAAGAUGCUAUUGACUGGUGUUCCUGUGAAGCAUUUAGAUGAGGGUCAACAUGAGGUGAGCAAAGGGGCGGAGCUUCCAAGCUGCAGCUCUUGUCAACAAAUGACCAGAGAAGGGGAUGGAGACCACUGUGGGGGAUCACAAGCAGCUCCACCACCAUCAGAUAGUGGUGACGUGUCGUCACAUGUUCCUGAUGCUGCUGCUGCUGAGGAGUCUCAAAACAAACACAGGCAAUGUUCUGACUGUGGAUUUUUUUUUGCUCAUAGCAGUAGUUUGAAACAACACAUGAGAAUGGACACAAGAAAGAAAAGGUUUUCCUGCUCAGAUUGUGGCCAAAAAUUCUCACGGAGUGAUAAUUUAAAAAUGCACACAAGAAUCCACACUGGUGAGAAACCUUUUUCAUGCUCAGUUUGUGGCCAAAGAUUCUCUAAUAGGGGAAGUUUAAAUAAGCACACAAGAAUCCACACUGGCGAGAAACCUUUUUCAUGCUCAAUUUGUGGCCAAAAAUUCUCUCUGAGUAGAGCUUUAAAAAUCCAUACAAGAACCCACACUGGUGAGAAACCUUUUUCGUGCUCAGUUUGUGGCCAAAACUUCUCUAAGAAGGGAUAUCUAAGACGUCAUACAAGAAUCCACACCGGUGAGAAACCUUUCUCAUGCUCAGUUUGUGGCCAAAUAUUCUCUCAGAGGGGACAUUUAAAUAAGCACACAAGAAUCCACACUGGUGAGAAACCUUUUUCAUGUUCAGUUUGUGGCCAAAAAUUUUCUGACAAGGAAUAUUUGAAAAAACAUACAAGAGUCCACACUGGUGAAAAACCGUUUUCAUGCUCAGUUUGUGGCCAAAGAUUUUCACUGAAGGCACACUUAAAAAGGCACACAAGAAUCCACACUGGUGAGAAACCUUUUUCAUGCUUAGUUUGUGGCCAAUUAUUCUCUGACAAGCAAAUCUUAAAAAGGCACACAAGAAUCCACACUGGUGAGAAACCUUUUUCAUGCUCAGUUUGUGGCCAAAAAUUCUCUGAUAGGGGAAGUUUAAAUAAGCACACAAGAAUCCACACUGGUGAGAAACCUUUUUCAUGCUCAGUUUGUGGCCAAACAUUCUCUCAGAGGGCACAUUUAAAUAAGCACACAAGAAUUCACACUGGUGAGAAACCUUUUUCGUGCUCAGUUUGUGGCCAAAAAUUCACUCACAGGGAAACCUUAAAAAGUCAUACAAGAAUCCACACUGGCGAGAAACCUUUUUCAUGCUUAGUUUGUGGCCAAUUAUUCUCUGACAAGCGAAGCUUAAAAAGGCACACAAGAAUCCACACUGGUGAGAAACCUUUUUCAUGCUCAGUUUGUGGCCAAAAAUUCUCUCAGAGGGGAUCUUUAAAUCAGCACACAAGAAUCCACACUGGCGAGAAACCUUUUUCAUGCUCAGUUUGUGGCCAAUUAUUCUCUGACAAGCGAAGCUUAAAAAGGCACACAAGAAUCCACACUGGUGAGAAACCUUUUUCAUGCUCAGUUUGUGGCCAGAAAUUCUCUAGGAAGGGAAGCUUAAAAAGUCAUACAAGAAUCCACACCAGUGAGAAACCUUUUUCGUGCUCAGUUUGUGGCCAGAAAUUCUCUGAGAAGGAAAGCUUAAAAAGUCAUACAAGAACCCACACUGGUGAGAAACCUUUUUCAUGCUCAGUUUGUGGCCAAAACUUCUCUAAGAAGGGAUAUCUAAGACGUCAUACAAGAAUCCACACUGGCGAGAAACAUUUUUCAUGCUCAGUUUGUGGCCAAAAAUUCUCUGACAAGGAAACCUUAAAAAGUCUUACAAGAAGAAUCCACCCUGGCGAGAACCCUGUUUCCUGCUCAGUCAGUUGCCAAAGAGUCUCUGUUGAGAUUUGGGAGUGUAUUGGGGAGAUGAGCCGUGAUCCGUGAAGUUCUCACCUUCUAUUUGAGCAGAUUUUCUGAGUUUAUGCAUCAAUGAUAAUUCUAUUCUAGUAUGUACCUUUUGAUUGAGAUGCUGAACUCCUUUUCUUUAUUACAGUGAGAAGUUCAUAUUUUAGCUUUAGUCAUGAAUUUUAAAAUAAAGUUAACCGGCCUCGGGACGAUAAAAGUUUUGUAUUUUCUAUUAUACUUGAUGUUUAUUUUGGUUUUAGUUGUGUGUCUUUUUAACUGCAAUUAGUUUUAAUUCCUAUUCCGGGCAAGUUGCUUAGUUUUUAUUAGUGUCUGUUUAGGAUUUUGUUUUGUUCAGCUUUUCGUGUACAUGUGGAUCAAUCAAAUGAAAAAAAAAUAGUGUUGGAUAUCCCCCAUUUUUUUUUUGUUACUUUGCCUCGCGACUAACACUUUAAAAUGUACUUAAGAUGCAUAUUAAAACAUUUCAUAAAAGA